Molecule: messenger RNA, 1575 nt
Organism: Striga hermonthica
Lineage: Eukaryota; Viridiplantae; Streptophyta; Magnoliopsida; Lamiales; Orobanchaceae
Source: the annotation of a GenBank genome assembly
AUGUUGUUCUCCUACUUCUUAGAAGAUCUGAGCCGUCUGUUAGAGGUGCCCAUUUGGAGCCCCAAGCUCCAUUAUGGGAUGGAGCUUCUAACCUCCCAGUGCAGGUUGGCGAGGUUAUUGGGAUAUGCGAUACUCAACAAGCUAACUGAAGGAGCUCAAUCGCCUCAACUAGAGAUCGAGGUGGACGAGGCCUUGCCUUUGGAGUUGAAGCAAACAAAGAUGGAUUCUACAAUAAUAAAUACAUUACAUUGGAGCGUCUUUCUACAUCUUGAUGAUGUAGUAGUAACGAAAAGACAGAGGGUUGAACUCCUGACCUGGCAGUGGCUGAGGAUGAAAAGAAAGCCUUUAUUUUGGGAUAUUGGUUCGAGGGUCGAUUUAGGGUUGAAUGGUAAGUAUCGAGCUCGAGCUAUGAUCCACGGACGACCUAACUAUGCUCGAGCUGGGGAAGUUUUGGACAAACAGCUCAAGCUAGGGUCCACGGAUGACCUGACUAUGCCCGAACUGGGGAAGUCUUUGAUGAUUUGCUUAGAUGGCAGCCCAGCAGGUUACCACUUUUUUGAGGGAUUUGGAGAUGGCGCCAAUAGUUGGCUCAUUUAUCUUCCGGGAGGAGCAUGGUGCAGCUCAAAGGAAAACUGCCAAGAGAGAGCACUAACACCUAUUGGGAGCACCAUUAACAUUACAACACAUGAAUUUGCGGGGAUAUUAGGCCCAAAUCAAAUCAUUAAUCCUGAUUUUUACAACUGGAAUAAAGUUUACGUCCGAUAUUGCGAUGGCUCGUCGUUUAUCGGUGAUGUCGAAGCAAUUGAGCCGGGAACCAACCUCCACUAUAGAGGUUCAAGGAUUUUUAGUGCAGUAGUAGAAGAAAUUCUAGCCAAGGGAAUGAAAAAUGCAGAAAAUAUUAUACUUACCGGUAACUCGGCCGGAGGACUAGCGACUAUUUUGAAUUGCGACCGGUUUAGAGCAAUGGUACCAACCGGUGCCCGAACAAAAUGCAUUGCAGAUUCCGGUUUCUUCAUCAUAGCAAAAGAUCUCCCAAAUGCCGAUGAAAGAAUAUCGCAUUAUAAAGACGUAAUUGAACUUCAUGGAGUCGCAAAGUUUCUGCCAUCAUAUUGUACCUCAAGAAUGGCUACCGAAUUAUGUUUUUUCCCCGAGAAUUUGGUUGGAGGUGUUCAGACCCCACUCUUCCUGCUGAAUUCUGCUUUUGAUUAUUAUCAGAUAGCUAAAACCUUGAAGCCUUAUCCUGGGGACGAGGCUGGCUGGGCGAGUUGCACAAAUGAGACACAAACUUGCACGCCUCGUCAUAUUCAUGUCAUAAAGGAUUUUAAGAAUGCAUUCCUCAAGGCAGUGGAAGAUAUUAGUGAUUCACCAUCAAGAGGAUUGUUUAUAAACUCUUGCUACAUUCAUGAUUUCCUUUGGGCAAAUGAUAGAUGGAAUUCAGAUAGGUCACCAAAGUUGGAAAAUAAGAACGUUGCACAGGCCGUCGGCGAUUGGUUCUUUGAUCGGAGUAUUGUCAAAAUGAUUGACACACAAUCAGAUUAUCCAAUUGAAUGUCAUCUAGCUAAUGACAGAUUUUGA